Molecule: messenger RNA, 1740 nt
Organism: Striga hermonthica
Lineage: Eukaryota; Viridiplantae; Streptophyta; Magnoliopsida; Lamiales; Orobanchaceae
Source: the annotation of a GenBank genome assembly
AUGGGGGGAGCUUGUUCAAGAAAACGAGACCAACAGGUUAACGAGGAUAACUUGAACAGAGGAAUUUCUAAAAGAUAUAUUAAAAGUGGGAGCUCAAAAUGGCUUGGGACGUCGUUUAGAGCAUCUAUGGACUCCAGUCAGGGCGAAAAGAGUUGCCCGUCUCUUAUGGAUUUGUGUAUUCGCAAAAUUCGUGAAGAUUUAAACAAAUAUAGCACUUUCUCAAUGCUGCCAAGGGAUAUAAGCCAGCAGAUAUUUGAUGAUUUGGUCUACUCACAAUUACUAACUGAUUCCAUACUUGAUGCGUUUAGGGAUUGUGCUCUACAGGAUAUUAAUUUGGGAGAAUAUUCAGGGCCAGUAGUUAACGACAACUGGAUGGGGGUUAUCUCUUCACAGGGUUCAUCUUUACUUUCUGUUGAUGUUUCGGGUUCAGAUGUUACCGACUCUGGGUUAAAUUAUCUUAAAGAUUGCGUGAACCUUCAAUCGCUGAAUUUUAAUUUCUGUGAUUUAAUUUCGGACAAAGGUCUCCAACAGAUCAGUGGUCUUUCAAACCUGACAGCUCUAAGUCUUAAAAGAAACAACUUGAUAACUGCUCAAGCAAUGAGUUUCUUGUCUGGCUUGAUCAACUUGGAGAAGUUAGAUCUUGAGAGGUGUCCAAAGAUCCAUGGAGGACUUGUUCAUUUACAAGGACUUACAAAGCUUGAAACUCUGAAUGUUAAUUGUUGUAAUUGCAUCACUGAUGCUGACAUGAAGGCUCUUUCAGGUCUUACAAACUUGAAAUCAUUACAAAUUGCAUCAAGUAAGGUCACCGAUAAUGGUGUCGCCUUUAUAAAAGAUUUGAAAAGGCUUGCUCUUUUAAACAUGGAGGGUUGCCCUGUUACUGCAGCUUGCCUGGAAUCACUUUUAGCUCUUGAUGCCUUGUUAUAUUUGAACCUCAGCAGAUGCAAUUUAACAGAUGCUGGAUGUGAAAAUUUCUCGAAUAUGCAAUCUUUGAAAGUCUUGAAUUUGGGAUUCAAUGAGAUCACGAGUGCUAUCUUGGUGCACCUUAAGGGUCUCAUAAACUUGGAGAGCUUGAACUUGGAUUCUUGUGGUAUUAAUGAUGAAGGGAUGAUUCAUCUUGCAGGUUUAUCUCGUCUGAAAUGCUUGGAGUUGUCUGAUACUGAAGUUGGAAGCAACGGGUUACAUCAUCUUUCUGGGUUGCUUAAUCUUGAGAGUUUAAAUCUUUCAUUCACUGUGGUGAGCGAUGGUGGAUUGAGAAAAUUGUCUGGUUUGUCGUCUCUCAAGUCCCUCAAUUUGGAUGCUCGUCAAAUUACAGAUGCCGGCCUUUCUGCUCUUACAAACUUGACUGGACUAACACAUUUGGAUCUCUUUGGAGCACGGAUUACUGAUUCUGGAACCAAUUAUUUAAAGUCUUUCAAGAAUUUACGUUCUCUCGAGAUCUGUGGAGGCGGGUUAACAGAUGCAGGUGUUAAGAACAUCAAAGAUCUUACAUCCUUAACACUCUUGAACCUUUCCCAGAACAGCCACCUCACGGAUAAGAGCAUGGAAUCGAUUUCCGGACUCACACAAUUGGUCUCCCUAAACGUGUCGAACUCUCGUGUAACGAGCGCUGGUCUUCAGCACAUAAAGACGCUCAAAAAUCUCAAGUCACUGACCCUUGAGUCGUGCAAGGUGACAGCAAGCGAUAUAAAGAAGCUUCAGUCGACAUAUCUUCCCGACUUGGUCAGUUUCAGGCCCGAAUAG